Grosmannia clavigera kw1407 is the source of this 1023-nucleotide messenger RNA. RefSeq lists its product as uncharacterized. The transcript has a single exon. The coding region runs from base 1 to 1023 and encodes 340 amino acids. The record is from RefSeq and is a predicted model, not a curated record. NCBI's taxonomy places the organism in Eukaryota, Fungi, Ascomycota, Sordariomycetes, Ophiostomatales, Ophiostomataceae.
AUGGAACUAAGGAAUGAGAUCGCGUUGAAAGUACCAUAUGACGACUAUGCGAAGCUUCAUGAGAUGGCACACAGCCAGCACGCAGAAUUGGAGACCGUGAGAGCAGAGUUGAAGAGCAAAUACACCGAGCUCGUGGAUGUACGAAGACGCUGGAAGCAGCUUGCUCGGGAACUGGAAAAGGCGAAGCGCCAAAGCCAUAAUGUUUACCAGAUCACGGACCAAGAACUGGUUCAAAGAUUCGAACGGCUAAGAUAUAACAUCAGUAACUUUUCCAUGCGCUAUUUUGGGAUCGGGACUAUGACCACCUACCGCACUCAAUACUUCAAAAAGUAUCUCACCACCGUUAUACCUGAUGGCCACAAAAUCUAUCACUAUCUAGACUCUAAGGUCUAUCGUCCGAUCCUACUCCAGUCUUUCUUGUGGCGCGUUAUUUCCGGUGAGGUCUUGGAUUUUGCCCUGUGGGCUGGCGGGGAAAAUGGCAGUCUCCAAAACCUACUGGAUCUACUCUGGCCAGACAAGCCCAAGACAGAUCCGUCAUAUAGCCAGGUCGAGCGUAAUUAUCAUCACUGGAGAGCCAUGACAACAGGCCUGAUCAUGGAAGCUCCGGAAUGUGCAGCCGGGAAAAACGACUGUACGGAGUACUACAAACACGUCAUUUCCAAAAACAUCUACGAGACUAUCAGAAUAGUGCCGGAUGCCGACGAGCCCCGGAUAGACUGGGCCGAGUACCAACAGGACCUGCUCGAAAUUCUUGACGAGGCCAUAGUCUUCGACCGUGACAUAUAUAGACAGGCGUCACACGUGAGAUGGCUGUUCCAACUGCCGGCGAAUGCAGUAUUUGACUCGGCUACCAUGCGACUGCUCAAAGGCGAGGAGCCGACAGAGGGACAUGGACAGGUCGAGAUUCUUAUAGCGCCUGGGUUGCUUAAGACGGGCCGAUCUACUGGCGAAGAUUAUGAUAUCGAGAACUUGCUGGUGCCUCAAGAGGUGUCAUGCAAGCCAGCGUUCGUUCCUAGGAGGUAA